This is a messenger RNA of Cuscuta epithymum, 1763 nucleotides long. Lineage: Eukaryota; Viridiplantae; Streptophyta; Magnoliopsida; Solanales; Convolvulaceae. The record is from the annotation of a GenBank genome assembly.
UCUUACUCAUGACAAAUGACUUUCCUAUUUUGUUUAUUAUUUAUUAUCCAAUUGAUUAAUCAAUUAAAUCAUCACAUCCGGCCGCUCCGACGCCGGUGAGAGCCUGAAACUGUCCGCGCCCCGCCGUACCCAAAACUGAGAAUCACACCUCAUAACAGUCUUCAGAUUUCCGGAUUCUUCAUCCCUAGGUUCUUAUGUGUGGAUUUGUUCCGAAUAUGAGUUGACUUCUAAGUAUGAGUCUUGAGUUAGGGUUCAACAAAGGAUCAGAAGCUUCUACUUCAGCUUCUGCCUUGAAGGAUAGUGAAUUUGCAAGCCCAAGGAACCAUGAUGAUUAUUCUUUCAUUUCUGAACAAAAGGGUGAGGUCCACGGGAUAGAUCAUGUGGAAAUUGAUACACGUCAAGCUACAAAUUCUUGCUUCAAGGAGCUGGUUAAACCAGAAUGUGGAUACAUGACUGAGAGCUCAAGCUCGUUUGACAGUUCAGCCUCUUGGAUAGAAAAUGGUGAUGCUCCUUUUGAUGCUGAAAUUGGAUCUAGCUCUACUUGGUGUGAUGUCUCUUCACAAUCACAUAGUGUCUUGGGAGAUGAGUUCAAGAAGAGGAAGAAAAAAGUAGCCUCUCACUGGAGAGCAUUUGUGCAAUCCCUCUCAUGGCGUAUUAAGUGGGUUGAGUUGCAAGUAAUGCAAAUUCAAUGCCAAUCUCGGAAAUAUGACAAAGAACUUUCAUUCUUCAACCACCAUAGGGAUUUUCAGAUGGAAAAUGUUACAGCGGAAGGUUUAUGUGCAAAGGCAUUUCCUUUUUCCAAUAAGACACUCAGGCAUAAGAGCCUACGAAGAAAGAAAAGAAGAAGAGCUGAAGAUACUGAGGAUAUUUCUGUGUAUAUGUCUCGCCACAAUUUGUUUUCUUAUUACGAACAUAAAGAAUCUAGUGCUGAAGGUGCUUCAGUCAACGACGCUUUUGGCCCUAUAGCAAUUCCCUUCGAAAAAGAUUGGGUUAAUCAUGGAUUGGUGGCCAAGGGUGAACACAAUUCCUCUGAAAAAAUACUCUGUCAGAUUGACGUUUUGGAAUCACAAGUAAGGGAGCUUAGAAGUAGAGUUGACAAGGCAUUGAGCAAAACUGCAGUGAAGUUCUCCAGCACUGAGAACUUGCGCCUGCCCUCACCAUGUAAAGCAUUGAGCAGCUCUCCUCAACAUCCUCCUCUAAAGGGAGGGGGCAAAAUAGGUAUUGCGCCCCAAGGGGGUUCCACUUUAACUCAUGGACAUGGGGUAAACAUCGCUCAGGUAGUUGAAACCACGAGCAAACCUCUUUUUCAUGACCCGAACAGUGUAGAAGACGAUGAUCUAAUAAACAAAAAGAGGGUGAUCAAUCCUGUUGUUGGAGAAUCUGAACCGCCUAGUGUUGAUGGUCAUACAGUCUCAGAACUCUUUCCCCCCAAGUUGACUUCCUCCACGAUCAAGAAGAAGAAGACCAGAAGAAAGGCUCAAAGGUUGAGUCGAUUAUCCUCCUCCACUUAGUUUUUUAUAUAACUGUAGUGUGAGCGUUGAUCUUUCAUGCCCAAGCAGUUUAGGAGAGGUCCCUUGUAAAUGUCCACACUUGUCUUUGAUGAUGGGGAUUGGGGAAGUAUAGAAACUUUUAUACUACAUACUAUUGUAUAUUUGGAAUUACACUAGGCUGCAUAUAUGGUAAUAUAUUUUAUUUCGUGUAUGAUAAAUAUUUGUAUACUUGAUUGGUAAAUGUGGCAUUGUUAUUGUUGUUGUUGAUGAUGA